UGCAGCAUUAGCUUGAGUCUGACAGUGGGCGGGGCUUCGAUCAGGAGGUCACAACAAUAAUGGCGUGCAGAGGAUUUAUUAUAAAAUGGGGCAAAGCAGAGUUCAUUAGAUCGCUAAAUGCUGUUUCCCGAUGCUCAAGACUCAACCCAUAUCAGCAACAGAGGCGUGGUUUCCGUCGGGAAGCUAAAAGGACAGAUACCAAAAAGGGAAAUGUCACCCAGCAACAAACCAAAGCAUCACCCCCUGAGGCUGGCACACCGGGACCCCCGCCUCCUCCUAAAGUCCGACAGCCAACGCUCUUUAGACCACUAAUGUUCACAGUAGGGUUUGCAGGUUGUUCCUUCGGUGGAGCGGCCAUUCUUCAAUAUGAGACGCUGAAAGCAAGAGUUCAGACUGCUAAAGAUAGGGAGGAGUUAGACAAACUUGUGAUGGGUUCCCAGGACAUGGCCUACUGGCACGACUGGUGGAACCAACUGUCCAGCUUCCAGCGGCAGCUCCUCCUCCUGAUGUCAGUGGUAGAGGACAUCUGGAGCAACCUCACGGAGGGACAGAGAACUGCUACUGGUAUUAUAGCGAUAAACGCUGCAGUUCUAUUUUGCUGGAGGGUCCCGGCAUUGCAAAGAACUAUGAUUAAGUACUUCACAUCCAACCCAGCUUCCAAAACACGGUGCCUUCCCAUGGUUCUGUCUUCCUUCAGCCACUACUCCAUUAUCCACAUGGUGGCCAACAUGUACGUCCUAUGGAUGUUUUCCUCUGGCAUAGUCUCCCUCUUAGGCAAAGAGCAGUUUAUUGCUGUCUACCUCUCUGCUGGUGUGAUCUCCACUAUGGUCAGUUAUGUUUGUAAAACAGCCACCGGGCGGUUCUAUCCAUCACUAGGAGCGUCAGGUGCUGUUAUGGCAGUACUUGCUGCAGUCUGUACAAAAGUACCAGAGGCCAAGCUGGGCAUCAUCUUCCUUCCUAUGAUCACUUUCACUGCGGGAAAUGCUCUCAAAGCACUUGUGGCCAUGGAUAUGGCAGGGCUCGUGUUGGGAUGGCGGCUGUUUGAUCAUGCUGCUCAUCUUGGUGGAGCUCUCUUUGGAGUCUGGUACGUGACUUAUGGUCACAAACUAAUCUGGAGAAGGACGAAGCCUCUCGUGAAGCUGUGGCAUGACCUUCGCUCUCCAGGUGGCCGAGGAUCUAGGCCCGGCGGUGGGUCUGGGGUCAGAGGUGGUGGAGGACCUGGACACCAGUAAAACUACCUAAAUAUCCCUGGAAUCGUUUACAAGAAAGAUUCCUGUUAUGUUGGAAAAUACCUAGAUGUUUUUAUUAUCUGUUGGAGGGGGGUGUUAUUUUUCAUGAAUAAAUAUAGAAAUAUAUAAAAA
This is a messenger RNA of Girardinichthys multiradiatus, 1361 nucleotides long. It is a transcript of the gene parla, whose product is annotated as presenilin associated, rhomboid-like a. Gene Ontology annotation, cellular component: membrane. Bases 60 to 1232 code for a protein of 390 amino acids. NCBI's taxonomy places the organism in Eukaryota, Metazoa, Chordata, Actinopteri, Cyprinodontiformes, Goodeidae. The record is from RefSeq and is a predicted model, not a curated record. Gene Ontology annotation, molecular function: serine-type endopeptidase activity. The transcript has 10 exons.